Molecule: messenger RNA, 660 nt
Organism: Penicillium brevicompactum
Lineage: Eukaryota; Fungi; Ascomycota; Eurotiomycetes; Eurotiales; Aspergillaceae
Product: Fcf2 domain-containing protein
Exons: 2
Coding region: 1-660 (219 amino acids)
Biological process (GO): RNA processing
Cellular component (GO): nucleolus
Molecular function (GO): RNA binding
Source: RefSeq, a predicted model, not a curated record
AUGGCUGACUCCACAUUUGUCGAGGCCAGUCCUCAGGAUCUGACUGAUGAUCAGAUUCAACAACUGCUCCUUGAAGCAGAGACCAGACUGCGAGGUCCUAAUGCAGUGGCUCCAGUCGACGACCUUGCAUCCAUCCGGAUUCCCAAACUCUCAACGGGCUCUUCAUUAGAGGCAUACGUCCAACAGGGAGACGAUGCAGCUACCGUCAAUGCCACCAAGAUUGCCGAUCCCACACAGAAGAAGUUGGCCAACUCUCUUCACGCCGUUGGGAAGAAGGAAAACAAAGAAAAACCCAAUGCCGGACCUGCAUGGUUCAACCUCCCCAAGACUGAAAUGACCGCAGAGCUCAAGAGAGAUCUUCAGCUCAUCCGCAUGCGUUCUGUGCUUGAUCCUCAUCGACACUACAAGAAGGACAACGGCAAGGCCAACCCCCCUGAGUACUCUCAGGUGGGAACCAUCAUUCAAGGCCCCACUGAAUUCUUCAGCAACCGUAUCACCAAGAAGGACCGCAAGAAGAACUUUGUCGAAGAGACACUGGCUCUGGAGCGUGGUACCAAACGUUUCGAGAAGAAAUACCGGGACAUUCAGACUGCCAAAACCAGUGGAAAGAAGUCUUUCUACAAGGACCUGCAGGCCAAGAGACGUCGCAACAACAAGUGA